This is a messenger RNA of Staurois parvus, 870 nucleotides long. The record is from the annotation of a GenBank genome assembly. NCBI's taxonomy places the organism in Eukaryota, Metazoa, Chordata, Amphibia, Anura, Ranidae.
AUGAAACUCAUCAUUUUGGAUGAUUAUGACCAGGCCAGCGAGUGGGCGGCAAAGUACAUUCGGAAUCGCAUCAUUCAUUUUAAUCCAAAUGCUGAGAAAUACUUUACACUGGGUCUACCUACAGGGAGUACACCUCUGGGAUGCUACAAAAAGCUCAUAGAAUACCAUAAAAAUGGAGAUCUUUCCUUUAAAUAUGUGAAAACCUUUAACAUGGAUGAGUAUGUUGGACUCCCCAGAGAACACCCAGAGAGCUAUCAUUCUUUUAUGUGGAAUAACUUUUUCAAGCACAUAGACAUUGCAGCAGAGAAUGCACACAUCCUGGAUGGAAAUGUUCCAGACCUGCAAGCUGAGUGCAAUUUAUUUGAAGAAAAAAUUAAAGCUGCUGGUGGAAUUGAAUUGUUUGUUGGAGGUAUCGGACCUGAUGGUCACAUAGCUUUUAAUGAGCCAGGGUCCAGUCUGGUCUCUAGAACUAGAGUGAAGACAUUGGCUAUGGACACCAUACUGGCAAAUGCACGCUUCUUUAAUGGAAAUCUUUCCAAAGUGCCUACCAUGGCAUUGACGGUUGGUGUGGGGACGGUGAUGGAUGCCAAAGAGGUAAUGAUUCUUAUCAUGGGUGCCCAUAAAGCCUUUGCUCUUUACAAAGCUAUAGAAGAAGGUGUAAAUCACAUGUGGACAGUGUCUGCCUUUCAGCAACACCCUAGCACAGUGUUUGUCUGUGAUGAAGAUGCCACUUUAGAACUUCGGGUGAAGACUGUGAAAUAUUUUAAAGGAUUAAUGCACGUUCACAACAAACUUGUUGAUCCUUUGUACAGCAUGAAGCAAAAAGGGACAGAAGAGGAACACACUCCAAAGAAACCAUACAGUGACUGA